Aspergillus chevalieri is the source of this 1362-nucleotide messenger RNA. RefSeq names its product WD40 repeat domain-containing protein (gene PAC1). Lineage: Eukaryota; Fungi; Ascomycota; Eurotiomycetes; Eurotiales; Aspergillaceae. Bases 1 to 1362 code for a protein of 453 amino acids. Gene Ontology annotation, molecular function: protein binding. The record is from RefSeq and is a predicted model, not a curated record. The transcript has 3 exons.
AUGAGUCGUUUAUUGACGGAUCGGCAAGCCGACGAGCUACAUAAGUCGAUCAUAGCGUACCUCUCCGCGAGUAAUCUACCGAACACCGCCGCAGCGCUCAGAGAAGAAUUAAACCUGCCCGAAGAUGUGUUUGACGCAGCCACGGUGAAGAAAUACGAAACAUUGCUGGAGAAGAAAUGGACAAGUAUUGUUCGCUUACAGAAAAAGAUCCUGGACCUUGAGUCUCAAAAAGCGGCCCUGCAAUCCGAAAUUGAUAACGCGACACCUGCCUCCCUUCUUAAGCGCACCCAAGACCCGACGUCUUGGCUUCCUACACAAUCUCCCCGAUAUUCGCUGGAAUCGCACCGGAACACCAUUAACUGCGUUGCUUUCCACCCGGUAUUUUCCUCUAUCGCAUCCGGCUCCGAUGAUUGCAUGAUCAAGAUUUGGGACUGGGAACUUGGAGAAUUGGAGCGGACACUCAAAGGUCACACAAGAGCGGUGCUGGACGUCGACUACGGUGGGCCGCGAGGCGGUGUUAUUCUGGCAUCUUGCAGCUCCGACUUGUCUAUUAGGCUAUGGGACCCGUCAAACGAGUAUCAGAAUAUCCGAACACUGGAAGGCCAUGAUCACAGCGUUAGCGCCGUCCGCUUCAUACCAUCCACGAACUUGCUCGUCAGCGCAAGCAGAGACCACGACUUGAGGAUAUGGGACGUCUCCACCGGAUACUGUGUGAAGACAAUACAAGGCCACAAUGGCUGGGUACGAGAUGUCUGUCCGUCACCCGACGGGAACUUCCUUUUCUCAACUGGCGAUGACAUGACUGCUCGGUUAUGGGAUAUUUCCGUUAUGUCGAACCCGGAGAACAAGCUGGUUAUGUUUGGGCACGAGCACGUCAUUGAAUGCUGUACAUUGGCUCCUCAUACCGCAUAUCAAUACCUCGCACCCCUGGCGGGAAUCAAGGAUCAUUCGUCCUCGAAGAGCACUGCAGAAUUCAUGGCGACUGGAUCGCGUGACAAGACGAUUAAAUUGUGGGACUCACGCGGGAAUUGCAUCAAGACUCUAGUAGGACAUGACAACUGGGUGCGGGCAAUUGCAUUCCAUCCUGGUGGCAAAUACCUCCUCUCCGUGUCGGACGAUAGGUCAAUACGAUGCUGGGACUUAAGCCAAGAAGGACGAUGCGUGAAAACCCUUGCGGAGGCCCACGAACGCUUCAUUACAUGUUUGAGGUGGGCACCAGGAAUCGUUAAAGAUCCUGCCGCUGCCAAUACUGCAGCGAACGACAAGAACGCCAAGAACAAGACGAACUUCCCGGACGUGCAAAUCCGCUGCGUUAUCGCCACAGGUGGCGUGGAUUGGAAGUUGAAGGUCUUUGCAAACUGA